This is a messenger RNA of Xenopus laevis (African clawed frog), 1097 nucleotides long. Its product is annotated as olfactory receptor 8H1. NCBI's taxonomy places the organism in Eukaryota, Metazoa, Chordata, Amphibia, Anura, Pipidae. The record is from RefSeq and is a predicted model, not a curated record. The coding region runs from base 141 to 1070 and encodes 309 amino acids. The transcript has a single exon.
ACACAUUACCUAAGAAAACAAGGAGAAGUAUGCUGGGCAUGCCAUAGGAUUUUUAUUAAAAUAAUGAAGUAUUUGUAUCUUACAAUCAACACAAUGACACAACAAACAUUUUCUUUCUUUCAAUAGGAAUUUAAAAAAAAAUGAACCAAACUAUUUCCAAAGGCUUCUACCUUUAUCCAGUUUUUAGUAAUGGAGAGAAAAGGCCCCUUUUUUCCAUUGUCUUCCUCUGGAUUUAUUUGAUUGGUGUGCUAGGAAACCUUGUUAUACUGAUUGUUAUAUGCAAUGAUGUUCAAUUACACACCCCUAUGUACUUCUUUCUCUGCAAUUUGUCCUUUGUAGACAUCUGUUACCCGACUACCGCUCUCCCUAAACUGAUGGAAAUGUUGAUUUCAGGCAAUGACUCCAUAACCUUUGUACAAUGUUUUAGUCAAAUGUACUUUUUCACUGCCUUAGCUGAAAUAGAAACAAUUGUAUUAUCCUCUAUGGCAUAUGAUCGGUAUGUUGCCAUCUGCAAGCCCUUGAGAUAUCACCUCAUUAUGAACAGGAGAGUUUGUGCGCUACUAAUUGUAGGUACCUGGAUUUUUGGGUUUGUGAAUGCAUCGUUUAUUACUGAUCUGGCUUCAAAACUGUCAUUUUGUCAGACCAAUAAAGUUCAUCAUUUAUUCUGUGAUGUUAUAGCUCUGGCUAAAAUAUCAUCUACUAAUGAUAUAACUAUAUUUUAUAAUGUUGUUUAUGUGGAAGUGUUUUUAUUUGGAGUCAUACCGUUUUCUCUAAAUCUGAUUACGUAUAUUAAUAUAGUACACAGCAUACUGAAAAUUAAGUCCAAAAAUGGAAGACAAAAGGCUUUUUCCACUUGCACUUCCCAUCUUACAGCUCUGAUAAUAUUCUACGGGAGUGUAUUCUGGAUGUACAUGAGGCCACCUUCAGAGUCAGAGAACCUUAACCCAGUGUUUUCUGUACUUUAUGUUGGAGUGACUCCCAUGUUAAACCCCCUCAUAUAUAGUCUAAGGAAUAAAGAAGUAAAGAAUGCUGUAAUAAGAACUGUAAAGAGGAUUAGUUAUCAGAGCUAGAGAAAAAAACUGAUUUGUAUCAAAGUC